Messenger RNA from Paramecium tetraurelia, 1905 nucleotides. RefSeq lists its product as uncharacterized. The transcript has 6 exons. NCBI's taxonomy places the organism in Eukaryota, Ciliophora, Oligohymenophorea, Peniculida, Parameciidae. Gene Ontology annotation, cellular component: nucleus; cytoplasm. The record is from RefSeq and is a predicted model, not a curated record. Gene Ontology annotation, biological process: endocytosis; signal transduction; peptidyl-serine phosphorylation. Gene Ontology annotation, molecular function: ATP binding; protein serine/threonine kinase activity.
AUGGAGGUUUUUGAAUAACAAUAGAAGGACGAUCAGGUUCAGAUACAAAGAUUAUUGAUAAAGAAGCAAUUGUUGGAGAUUCGAAUACGUCAUGAAAAUGAGAAAUAUGAAGAAACCCUAAAAAAUUAUUAACAAUUGUUGCAAAGAUUGGAAUCAAUGGAACAUAGCCAAAAGGAGUACAUCUCACAAAUGAACCAAUUGAGUGAGUGUUUAAAAGAGAUUGUUUAACAAAACCAUGAGAUGGAGAGUGCCUAUAAUGACAAGUGCAAAGAAUAUGAGAUACUGGAUUCAGAAGCUGAGGAAGCUGUGUUAAAAGCUGGAGACAUCAUCUAGGGUAGAUUUCGUAUUGGAGAACUUCUUGGAGAAGGAUCAUUUGGAUCUGUCUUUAGAAUCUAUGAUAUUCAGAACAGCAAUGAAGUCUUUGCUAUCAAGGUGGAGUAAGAAUUGGAGGAAGAGGAAAGCAUGUUAGAAAGAGAAAUCAAGAUUAUGAUGGAAUUAAAGAAGAAGCCCGGGUUCCCAUAGAUAUUAUACUAUGGAUAAGAGAAUCAUUAUGUUUAUUACAUUAUGAAUGUGCUUGGACCCAACCUUGAAAUUACCAGCAAGAAAUGUGGAGGCUCUUUCACUCUCGUAACCAUGUUGCGAUUAGCUAUUCAGAUGCUUAGCCGAAUUGAAACGUUGCAUUCUAUGCGUCUCAUUCACAGAGACAUUAAACCAGACAACUUUGUGUUGGGAUUGGGAUAGCAAUAAAACAUAUUACAUCUGAUUGAUUUUGGAUUAUCUAAAUUUUAUGUAAAUUCUAAAGGUGAACACAUCAAAUAAGUACGCAAAAAAGGAUUGAUUGGAACAGCAAGAUAUGCCAGCAUUAAUGCUCAUAACGAACUUGAAUAGAGUCGCAGAGAUGAUCUAGAAAGCAUAGCUUACAUCUUGGUAUAUUUGGCCACUGGGUCUCUACCUUGGAUGAAUCUCCAAAUUGAAUAGAAAGAUCUCAAAUAUGCUAAAAUAUUACAUCUAAAAAAGUCAACAACUCCAGAGAUUGUAUGUAAAAAUCUACCAGCUUGCUUUAUGAAAUUUUUAACAGCUGUUCGUAAAUUAGACUUUAUCACAACGCCUGAUUACGGGACGUAUAAAAAAUUAUUCCAAAGCGAAUUAGAAAAGCAUUAGGUUUAACCAUACUAUGAUUGGGAAGUGGUAGGAGAUAAUCAUACAAAAAAGAAAAGUAACACAAUGCAUAUUAUGCCAGAAUAAUUGAAAUAAAAUAAUAGUCCUAACAAUCUACAUAUUAUUAAUAGCAAUGGAAAUAACAAUGGAUCAAAUAAAAAUACUAUGACUUAUGGACAGGAUCAAAUCAUUGAAGGUGAUAUGGAUAAAAGAUUGAAUUUACAAGCUUCAACAAAAGGUGUCGAUAAUAAACAAUUUGAAAGGUUUGAAUAGAUUUUGCAAUAGAAUCAGAAGAAGUACUAUAAGAUGAACAGUUCAAAGAGGUAAAACUCUGGAAGGGCUAAAACCCCUGUGAUGGUCAAUGUUAUUGAACCUGAUAAACAAAUUCAACAAUAAUAGUAUGAAUAAGUAUAUGAUGAAGUGUAAUACAUUGCAAAAUCAGCCAAAUUCUUGUAACCACCCUCUACUCCCAAUGUUAGGAAUUCCUCUUCCAUUAUGAAUCCUUAUUAUAUCCCAUCUUUAAACACUUCAUAAGUGAAUAAUUAUGAUUGGAGUGAAGGGGAAGAAAUAAGCAACGAAGGCACUCCCUUAUGGUGUAUGUAUGUGGAGAAGGAGAGACAAAAUGUGAUGACGGGAAUAUAAACAAAAAAAAAGAACUCCAUUAAACACAAUAGUUUCAGUGCCCUCCAAUAUCCAAUUCAAAAUCAAGUAAGAGGAAGUGAUGAAGAAUUGUUUGAUAUUGAAUGA